Molecule: messenger RNA, 606 nt
Organism: Lolium rigidum
Lineage: Eukaryota; Viridiplantae; Streptophyta; Magnoliopsida; Poales; Poaceae
Product: probable inactive dual specificity protein phosphatase-like At4g18593
Exons: 2
Coding region: 1-606 (201 amino acids)
Biological process (GO): protein dephosphorylation
Molecular function (GO): protein tyrosine/serine/threonine phosphatase activity
Source: RefSeq, a predicted model, not a curated record
AUGGAGAAACCAGAAUCUGGAGUUGAACAGAAGUCAGAACCAGAUGUUACUGAAAAGUCUGUGGGAAUGGGCAUUGACCUACAGAAGCUAACUGAGGAAAUUCAAGGAUUGGAGGUUAACCAAAAGCCUGUGCUUGGCUCAGUUGUGGAAACUGCAGGAAAGCAUACUGAGGUGGAGCCAAGAAGAGAGAUCAAUCAUAAACCUGUGGAGACAUGCCAGGACACUGCUGUGGAAACUAAAGGAGCCAGCCCGGAAGAAAAGGAGACUGGUAAUCCAGCAGGUGUUAUUUACCGCUGCAAGAAAUGUCGGAGGAUGGUGGCAACACAAGAAUAUGUCGUUACCCACAAAAUAGGUUCAGGUGAGAGUCAUUUCUUCAGGCGCAAAACGGAUGACAAGCAACCUGAAUGUACACCUGCCAUCUUUGUGGAACCUAUGAAGUGGAUGGAAGCUGUGGAAGAGGGAUAUGUUUCACAGAAGCUCUGGUGCAUGGAUUGCAAGACCCGGCUAGGAUCCUUCGAUUGGGCUGGUAUGCAAUGCAGCUGCGGAGCCUGGGUGAUUCCGGCUUUCCAGCUGCUCAGAAGCAGGAUUGAUGAAUGCCAGAUGUAA